Molecule: messenger RNA, 1954 nt
Organism: Thalassophryne amazonica
Lineage: Eukaryota; Metazoa; Chordata; Actinopteri; Batrachoidiformes; Batrachoididae
Gene: lrr1
Product: leucine rich repeat protein 1
Exons: 5
Coding region: 156-1508 (450 amino acids)
Molecular function (GO): protein binding
Source: RefSeq, a predicted model, not a curated record
UGAUCGUCGAACGAUCACCUUUGGGUGCCGUCUAUUAUUUUAAAGCCGGGCAGGCUGCACCCACAGUGAAAAGGUUUACUAGUGAACCUGACAGCGGGGCAAAUGUCUUCACAAAGCUGAGUUCUUGAUGUUUUUGUUGUCCGUGACGAGCGCCGAUGUUUGUUGCCUCGCUCGCGCUUCUUUUUGCGGAACGUUACUGUCGUGACUCUUUUAAUUCACGGCGUUUUCAAACUUUGGUAGAAAUGAAGCUGCAGUGUGAUGUCGAAAUUGUGAAUCGAAUGCUUCCGACGUGUGGGAUGAGAAAUCGAGGAAAGGGGACGAGAGCGAUGCUUUCCAUCGGGAAACAUUUGGACAAGACGAGUGAACGCAAUAAUAUUUAUUUAAUGAUCUGCACAGCCAAAGACAGAACAGGCUCCAAGUACAAGCUAAAAGGCAACAUAGAGAAGUUCUUCACAUGGUUUGUGGAUGAAGGCAAGGCCACCAUGAGAUUAAAGGAACCUGCUGUCGACAUUUGCUUGAGCAAGGUUGAUUCAAAUAGUUUGAAGAACUUUCUCUCUGCCGCUCGUUUGGCAAAUAGCGGCAGCGACUUGAGCAGCCUUCCUCUCUGCACGCUUACUCCUGUUCGCGCCAGGGAUGUCGAGCAACUCAAGAAGAAGCUCGCAAUUGUCUCUAAGAAGGACUACCCCCUCACCUCCAACUUCCCGUACUCUCUGGAGCAGCUCCAAGUCUCCUACUGCAAAUUGUCCCGCAUGGACAUGCGCAUGCUGUCCCUCAAAGCGCUCCGAAAGCUAGACCUGAGCCACAACCACAUCAAGAAGCUUCCUGCCACUAUUGGUGACCUUGGCUGCUUGUCAGAACUCGUCCUCCACAACAACCACUUGGAAAGUUUUAGCGAGGCCCUUUGCCUGUCCACCCUCCAGCAAACCCUCCAGCUCCUCGACCUCAGGCAGAACCGACUGCAGUCCCUCCCCUCUAAGUUCUGUCAACUGCGAGAACUGGUCAAUCUCAAACUGGAUGACAACAGACUCGUUUGUCUGCCAUUCCACAUCGGCCGCCUCUCAAAGCUGAGGUUCCUGUCAGCAGCGCAUAACCAGCUGGCUGUGCUGCCCUGUGACUUCAGAAAACUGAGUCUAGAAAACCUGGACCUGUUUGGAAACCCAUUUGCUGACCCCAACCCACUGGAUCACACCAUCCAGCUAAAGUUCCCUUUGCCACUACAAGAAAUAGCAUCAAGAGCUGUACUUAACUUCAGGAUACCUUAUGGACCUCAUCUCAUCCCUGUGCACAUGUGCUGUGACCUCGAAGUAGCCAAGACCUGUGACUGCGGCAGUGUCUGCGUGAAUUUCUACAUCAGGACAGCAGUCAGCAUGAACUUACACCAGGUGUCUCACACUGUGGUCCUGGUGGACAACAUGGGAGGCACCAACGCACCGGUGCAGCAACACUUCUGCUCCCUGUCGUGUUACUCAGAAUUCUUAGACAGCUCCUUCCACAGAGGACUCAGAUAAGAAGGAGGAGGAGCAGAAAACCAGUUUGGCACUCUAGCUGUUGUUUUUACAUUAACGCAGUUGCUUAGUUGGAAUUGAGUGUUACUUUUUUCCACCCCUUCACGGAAUGUCUGUGUGAAAUGAGAUAACAGACUAUAUUGAACUUUAGUUUUAAAACGGCAUCUUUUUUUUUAUGCUUUAACUUUUAGUGGGAUUUCCACAUAUCUUCGUGCAUGUUUUAUCUGCAGAUAAGUGACACUGACAGUAAGCGUAGCAGGUCUCAUACAGUGGUUUUGUGUUCUUUCUGACCCAAUACAGCAAACUGUAGCUUGUUCUACUGACCUAUUUCUCCUCCUCCAGGGACUAGAGACAGUGUUUGGUUUUUCCUCAGCACAGUGCCUCAGCAACCAUCAAGUUAGGUACAAGGAGUUUGGUUUUACUAUGCAAGUGAUUGUAAUUUUUUUUUU